AUUAUUGAUACAGAUUAUUUUAAUAGAAAUCAUGAUGAGAUAAUUUUGCUUUAUAAAUUACCAUUAUAUUGCAAAAUAACUUGAUUGGAUUAAAUAUGGAGUUUGAACAAAGUUAUUGUCAACAUUUUAAAAGCAUACAGAGAGCAAUAAAGAAAUUGUGCCGUUUUAAUUUUUAUUUAACUAGUUAAGUAUCUUGAGUGCCGUUUUAAAUGGCAGUGACAAAAAAAAAAAAAAGAAAGGCAUCUAACAAAAUCAUCUGUGUUUUGUGUAAGCAUAAAAUAUCUGUUGGUUGUUGCUCCAUUGUUGCUACAUUCACAAAGACAGCAACAAAGCUAUCCCUGGCAAACUCUCAACUGAUUUGUUGCCAUGACAACUAAUGGCCAACAGCUGAUACAUGUUAGCAGCAUUUAAGGUGGUUCUUCCUGGAUUAUGUCUAAAUUGAAGAUAACAUUAUAUAUGUAAUAUAUAUAAAUAUCUUUUAGAACUAGUAUUCUGUUUACUACAACAGGUAUACGGACAGACAACAAAAUAUGCAGAGGAUUCAUUAAGCAACAUGGAUUUGAUAAAACGCACCAAAUCAAAGGUGGGCCGCCUACAAAAUCUGAAAGGCCAACAGCUCUACAGACAACUCCUCAACAAUGCCACCUGCGGUCUCACCUUCUCCAAAGAUGUUAUAUGGGAGAUGGGGUCAGACGGUAUACCUUACAGUCAAGCUGACUUCCACUGGCUUUUCAAUACCUCUGGACCUCUGGCACCAAGUCCCAAGCCAAAGAGCACAGGGAUAAAAUCAUUGAAAGGUAUCCCCCUUCAUCCUUCAUCUCAGGAUCCUGCCAAGAACAGAGGUUUCAGAGACCCUCCCUCUAUGCUCCCUGAAUUACAAAUAUCACAUCUUGCUCCAUUGACUGCCAAAGACUCCUUUACACUCCCUAGUCACCAGGGGGGGCUCUUGGAUUCCUUUAAAAGGACAGGACUACGAGGAGUUUCUAAUGUUUACAACUGUCUCAAGGAAGCAUCUACAGGAGGCAGGGAGGACCGUUUAAAGAGCUGCCACUGGGAUGAGUUUGUGCUAAAGAAGCUGACCAAGACCACAGCCCAGUGGAUAGUGAGUCAACAGAUUCCAAACCAGUGCCAGAAUAAGACUCGGCUGCAGUCACUGCUGAGGAGUCAGUAUGGUUCAGCCAGCGCCACAGAUCUAGUCAAUGAGGAGCCCAUGUGUGAGGAGGAUUUCUGCAGCUACCAAGAUCUCCACAAGCAGACUGAGAAGCAGCAGGCUCUUCAGAGCAGCAAGGCUGAGACACCUCUUCCAGUAUACUACAGGGUGCAGGGCUACUCUCUUCCCCCUGCAUGUUCUGAUGAGCCUGGGGGUAUGAACCAGACUGCCAACACUGUAGCAGUCAAGCACAUUGAAACCCCUCAACCUCCUCAUCUUCAGGAUAGCCUCAACCCCCGUGCUGGAAGCCAUGUCUUGCACACAGAGAAUAACUUUGAACAGGAGCUAUUUUCUGGAAUAGCCAAACAGGUACAUCAGCGAGAUCCACGGAACCACGAUCGCAUCAUCAUGGACAACAAUUCAGAAUACCAAAAGAACCUUCAAGACUUUUUCCCCUGUGGUCCAGAUAAGUGGACGAAGGCUUCAGCAGCAACCAUGCACAAUGAGACACAAGGAAUGCGACGGGUGGAGAAAGGUACUUGGCGGUGGGUGGACCUGCCUACCACUGCUGACUACGCCACAGAGGUGGGUCUGAGACCUCCUGACUACAGCGGGAAGGACACAGAGGUGCCCAGACAGCAACCCCACUACAACCCUAUGGCUGAGCUCUCCUCCUUACGUUAUGCAGUGGAGGGAUGGAGGAGUGCCUGGAAGAUCAAGAUCACCUGGCAGAGUGUGACUAUUGAAGGGCUGAAGAGGGCCCUUGAAGACCUUCACUACCACGUUCGCCUGUCAGCUAUAGCCACUUGUGCAUCAGGGGCAGUGAACAGACCGAGGGAAAAGCAACAUCCCACAGAUGCAGGUCAGUAUGGCCGUGUGUGGGACAUCCAGCCAGUUCCCCAGGAGCUCCAGCCUCUUCUUCUCCUGGCUCUGGACGACCCUGUGAAGAGAGUUCAGAUGGCAGCAGCAGUGUGCCAGUACGCCAUGGGGACGCCAGACUCCCGAGCCCGCGUUAUUCUCCGCAAUGCACUACAUCAAGACUCUGCAGGUGUAGGUGCAGACAGCUGGGUGGCAGCACAGUGCCUGGCCGUGGAGGGGGAUCACAGUUGGCCAGUCAUUCAGAGACUUCUCUCCCAGCACUUCGUCAGUGAGGUUCACACAGAUAAUGAACAGUCAGCCGCUCUACUUGCCAGCAUCAGUAGCAAGACAACGCUAGUUCGCUCUCUGCUGGCUGAGGAGUUGAAUUGUGCCAACUGGAGGACCAGACUCUUGGCUUGCAACACUAUCUCCCAAUUGAAAGGACCAAUUAAUAAGGACCUAGCAAACAAGUUGAUCUACCUGAUGUGGAAUGACUGGAGUGGUAACGUAAAGCAGGCUGCAGCCCAGGCCCUGGGGAAACUAGGAAUGGGAAGAGAUGUGCACAACGAGCUGAGAAUGAAGCUAGAGGAAGGUCCCGCCUCCUGGAGGGUGGAGGCUCUCAUCCUCAUAGCUCAUCUGCAGAUCAUGACCGCCAAGCUGCUGCCACCCUUCCUGAAAUGUUUCGAUGACAACUUUGUGGCUGUGAGGAAACAGGCCUGUCUGACUGCUGCAGCUCUAAUUAUGAACUACAGCAUGGUCUUGGAUCGGCUGAUUCAGCUGACGCAGAAUGACCCAGCAUGGGAGGUUAAAGUUGUUGCAAUCAUUGCUUUAGGGAAGAUAGGCUGCCUCACGCCCACCCUCCAGGACCACCUCCUCUGGGCGUUACAUCAUGAGGAGAAACCCCAGGUACGCAUCGCCGCCUGCAAGGCCCUAAAGAUCCUUAAAGUGAAGGGACCAGAGCUGCAGCACCUCCUACAGGAGCGGUUUGUACUGGAACCCCACCCCCAGGUCCAUAGGCAUAUACAGGGGCUCCUGAAAAACUAUGGCUACAGUAUUGAAGGAGACAGGGGCAUGGUCCACAAAAUCAAAGAUCAGGUUCAGAGGCUAUGCACCAAGAGCAUUAUCACAGACAAAGUGCUGUUGUUGGAGAAGCUGGAGGACAUGUACCAGCAACAGAGGAAGUAUCUGGUAAAUGAGAGCCAGCCGGACACUACACCAAUAUCACAGCUGCUGCAGGAACGCUACAACAGAAUGAAACAUUGCCCUUCCACAGUAAGGCCGACUCACUCCUCAGAUUCCUCUGUGACUCAGUCUUCCUCUAAAUGCACGUUUGAAUCAAGCCCUGUAAACAAAUCCUCUCAUCUGCCUAUCAAGAUCAUCAACACUCCAUGUGGCAGUGGAGAAACUUCAGCACUCCAAGAAAAUGAAGAUAAUAUUUAAUAACCAUGACCGCAUAAAAUAAAUACAGUAUUUGUUG
This is a messenger RNA of Salmo salar (Atlantic salmon), 3485 nucleotides long. It is a transcript of the gene heatr4, whose product is annotated as HEAT repeat containing 4. NCBI's taxonomy places the organism in Eukaryota, Metazoa, Chordata, Actinopteri, Salmoniformes, Salmonidae. Gene Ontology annotation, molecular function: oxidoreductase activity. The record is from RefSeq and is a predicted model, not a curated record.